AUGUUUGCCCCGGCCAUCAUCUCCACCCAGGGUCGCUGGUUCGUACUGGAAGACACUUCCAUACCCAUCGUCGCCGUCUGCGCCGUCGUGACUCUCCUGCUGCUCGUCUACCGACGGCUCUCCCGCCCCCUUCGCGGGCCGCUGCGUCACGUUCCAGGUCCCUUGCUCUCCAAGCUAUCCGCGCUGCCCCUGUGCUUCUACGAUCUCACCUACUGCCGAACCGAUCAGAUCCACCAGUGGCAUCGCCGGUACGGCCCCGUCGUUUGCAUCGCCCCCAACGAGAUCUCGGUGGCGACGCUCGAAGCGACCAAGGACGUGUACGGCACCACCCAGCGCUGGGCCAAGAGCGACUACUUUGACCACUUCAGGGGCUUCAACGUCCGUUCCGUCUUCGCCACCAAGCCCUACCGGGAGCAUGGCGCCAAGCGGAGGUUGACGUCGACCUUUUACCAGGCCACGGCCAUCUACAACCGGCCGGCCAUCGAGCAGCACGUCCAGGAGCGCGCCCGCGCGGUCCUGCGACAGAUCCAGCCCGGCCAGGAGAUUGACGUCUACAGCCUCACGGACUGGUACGCGUUUGACAUCAUCACGUACUUGGCCCUCGGACCCGACCAGAGCACACGGUCCGUCGAUGGCGUUUGCGCCGAAAGACAGCUCCUCAUGGAACUGAAGCACCUGCAGUUUGCCGGUCCGUUCCGCGUUCGGUACCCGAGGCUCUUCAGCUACGCCUCGGGCCUCCUCGGCCGGCUGAUCCCGCGUCUCGGCCACCUUCUGGCGGACGAGAAGCUCGCGACCUGGUGUCGACGGCGCGUCGUCAAGGCCAUGAAACACCCUCACUCGCCCGGUCAACAUUCACUCAUAGGACAUCUGCUGGAGGCUCCGACGAGGCAGGGUGAGAAGGAGGCCUGGCUCGAUGACGCGUACGUCGCCGCCGAGGUUCUCGACAACGUCAACGCCGCCGAGGCCACCGUCGCCGUGACGGCCACCUACCUCAUCUGGAGGCUGACGGAGCACCCGUGGUGGCAGGAGAGAAUACGAUCGGAGCUGAACGAGCUGCCCCUGCAGACCGACGGGUCCCUCUCCUUCGCCCAAGUCAACAGCCAGGUGCCGUCGCUCGAGGCGUGCUUGCGGGAGGUCUAUCGGCUCCACCCAGCCUCGAGCGGACGGGCGGAGCGCAUCGUACCCAACGGAGGACGCACCCUGUCGGGCGUCCACCUCCCCGAGGGAACCAUCGUCACGUCGUCCAUCACGUCGCUGCACCGGGACGAGACCUUAUUUCCGGACCCCGAAGGCUUCCACCCCGAGAGGUGGCUCGACGUGGACGAGGCAACCUUCAGGAGGCGCGACGCUCAGCUCAUCCCCUUUGGCCACGGCGGGAGGGUAUGCUUGGGCAAGGCGCUUGCGACGCUCGAGAUCAAGCUCCUGAUGGCGAGGUUGUUUCUACACCACGAGGCCCUCAUGACGCCAUCGACGACCGAGGCGUCGAUGAAGCAAUGCAGCACCCACGACGCCGUGCCUCGGGCGCUGAAAUGUAUGAUUCGCUUUCAGGUCGUCGGUGGGAAGGUGUGA
Drechmeria coniospora is the source of this 1569-nucleotide messenger RNA. RefSeq names its product benzoate 4-monooxygenase cytochrome P450. Bases 1 to 1569 code for a protein of 522 amino acids. The transcript has a single exon. Lineage: Eukaryota; Fungi; Ascomycota; Sordariomycetes; Hypocreales; Ophiocordycipitaceae. The record is from RefSeq and is a predicted model, not a curated record. Gene Ontology annotation, molecular function: iron ion binding; oxidoreductase activity, acting on paired donors, with incorporation or reduction of molecular oxygen; heme binding.